AUGGCCGGAACAGUGAACCACUCGCAACUACUGGCCAGAGCACGCAAGAUGAAAUUGAUUGAGAGGAAGCCUCGCAUGUCUGCAGCAACCAAAAAGAAGAAAGCAGCAGACAAUCGGAAACGUCGUGCCGGUGCCAGAUGUAAAUCAGACCCAAAAGUACUGUCUGACAAAUUCAAAGCCGCGGUGCCCUCUGCCCACAAGAUUUCUCAGCUCGAUUACUAUGACUUUCUCGAAUUGAAAAAAGAAAUAAGCAAACACGUUAGCAAAAUUCGUGCGCACGCGAAGAGGUGCAACCCGGAUUUCAGAGACCAACUGGAAUCCGAUUAUUGA
This is a messenger RNA of Ectocarpus siliculosus, 330 nucleotides long. Lineage: Eukaryota; Phaeophyceae; Ectocarpales; Ectocarpaceae. The record is from the annotation of a GenBank genome assembly.